This is a messenger RNA of Venturia canescens, 6097 nucleotides long. RefSeq names its product casein kinase I-like. The record is from RefSeq and is a predicted model, not a curated record. Bases 321 to 1712 code for a protein of 463 amino acids. Gene Ontology annotation, molecular function: ATP binding; protein serine/threonine kinase activity. The transcript is spliced from 9 exons. Gene Ontology annotation, cellular component: cytoplasm; nucleus. Gene Ontology annotation, biological process: signal transduction; endocytosis; positive regulation of proteasomal ubiquitin-dependent protein catabolic process. Lineage: Eukaryota; Metazoa; Arthropoda; Insecta; Hymenoptera; Ichneumonidae.
UCGCGAGCGGAAGCGCGAUCAAACAUGGAGAUUGAGGCCCCCCCGAGCCUCUGAAACCGCGCGGCUCCCCGUAUACGCGACACACGAAACUCGCGCGUUCUCCCUCGACACACGUAUACAAACAUACGGGGCGUGAGUGCGAGAGAGAAAAAGAAAGAGCGAGGGAGAGAGAGUGAGAAGGAGAAAGAAAGAGAGAGAGAGAGAGUCUGAGCGAGACGUAUACACACAAAAGCCACGAGGGGGUUUACAGUUAGUGUGUUGAUCAGAGGUACGUCCCCAGGGUGAUCGGGGCCAGUUCUUGGCCAGCCCAAGCCACGAGGAUGGAGCUCCGAGUCGGCAACAGGUAUCGGCUAGGACGCAAAAUCGGGAGCGGCUCUUUCGGCGACAUUUAUCUAGGUACAAACAUCUCUACCGGCGAAGAAGUCGCUAUCAAAUUAGAAUGCAUCAAAACGCGCCAUCCACAGUUACACAUAGAGUCCAAGUUUUACAAAAUGAUGCAAGGAGGCGUUGGUAUACCUACAAUAAAGUGGUGCGGAUCAGAAGGUGACUACAACGUUAUGGUGAUGGAGUUGUUAGGUCCGUCGCUGGAGGAUCUCUUUAAUUUUUGUUCACGAAGAUUCACCCUUAAAACAGUUUUAUUACUAGCCGAUCAAAUGAUCAGCAGAACGGACUAUAUUCACAGCCGUCAUUUCAUACAUCGUGACAUAAAACCAGACAAUUUCCUUAUGGGCUUGGGCAAGAAGGGUAACUUAGUGUACAUUAUAGAUUUUGGACUUGCCAAAAAGUACCGUGACAGUCGCACUCUCAGGCACAUACCCUACCGAGACAACAAGAAUCUUACGGGUACAGCCAGAUACGCGAGUAUAAACACACACGUGGGAGUCGAACAAUCCCGGAGAGACGAUCUCGAAUCACUAGGCUACGUUUUCAUGUACUUCAAUAUAGGUAGUUUGCCCUGGCAGGGUCUCAAGGCCGCGACAAAGAGGCAAAAGUACGAACGCAUCUCGGAAAUGAAAAUGUCAACGUCAAUCGAUAUACUCUGCGCUGGCUAUCCUAACGAGUUUGCCAAGUAUCUGAAGUACUGUCGGCAGAUCCGUUUUGAAGAGAAGCCCGAUUAUCCAUACCUGAGGCAGCUAUUUCGUAGUCUUUUCCACCAUGAAACUUUCACCUACGAUUAUGUAUUCGAUUGGAACAUGCUCAAGUUUGGUAACGCGAGGCAACCUGCAUUGCCAGCUGCCCAGCAGCAAGUACCGACUCAUUCACAACCGGCGAACGUGCCGCUUCCUGCGGGGACCAAUAACGAGCAAGAACAUCCAUCGAGGCUUUACACCCGGCAAUGUUUGGCAAACGCAUCGACCGUGUUCGGUCCAGCGGUGGGAACGUCGAGUCGACGUCACAGACACGAGGCGAUAGAGGCACGGGGGGUUGACCAGGAGGAUCAGGAAAAGAGCGACCUCCAAGGUACCGGAACUGAUGCCCACGAGAGACGAAGGGUCAGCAUAACUAGGUUGUUGCCCAGAAGCUCUGCUGCAGCAGCUGCUGCCGAAAUGCAACCCAAACCCAAGAAGCGCCAAUGCGGUGUCAGUGGUGGUGGCCAAGCCGAUGGCCAGGCGGAUAAACAGCAAGUGAACAAUGAGGAUGCUAAUCAACAUACUGCCCUGGCUAAUCGUCAUUUGUCCUCGCAGCUGAUCUCUCGUUCCUCUCGAAAAUAGUCCUCGAGAAGGAUCAAUCAUGGCCAAGAGAAAUAAUGGAGAGAGGAGAGAGACGAAAAUGAUUUGUUGAUCCUCGAUUAAACGUACUAGCAGAUAGCAGAAACAAUACGUUCUGCAGAUGCAUCAACGACAAAAAAAAGCAGCAGCAAAAAAUGGAAAAAAAAAAACAAACAAACAAAAAGAAGAACAGUGUCACUCAAGCGGAGCUCGUUUUAAUACGCUUUAGCCCUAAUCUCCAAAAUCCAAAUUCGUUCACUUCUUUUUUAUACGAUCACUAGAUUAACACAAAGAAGAAAAAUGUCACUCAAGCGGAGCUCAUUUUAAUCCGCUUUAGCCCUAAUCUUCAAAACCCAAAUUCGUUCUCUUCUUUUUUAUACGACGAUUACUACCAAGAUUUUUCGUAGACCGAGGUUCGAUUAUAAAUGCUUGUGUGCGUAUGAAUGUGUUUUCCUUCCCGGAUCGAUUUCCGGUACGGAGUCCAAAACUCUGAAUGUUGUUUGUAAUUUCGCGCCAAUUACCGCGAUGCGUGACUGUCAAAUAUUAUACGUAACAAUAUACAUAUUGUAUUAUUAUUUUUUCUUAUUAUCAAUUUUCUUUACCAGUUCAUUAUAAAAAACAUGAAAUAACUACGUGGCUGUUGCUUCGACUGCGGCAUAACGUACAUCAUCAUGCUAUGCUUUCUUUUUCGACCGUCUCAUCUUCUUUAUUUCUGUAAUUUAAUUUCUAAGGGAAUAUCAAUCUUGUGAUUGCGACAGCUCGUUAGGUCCGUUGCUCGUUUUCGAAAAUUUUUCAUUGCUAGUGAAGGAGUCGAGUUUUGUAAUUCUGCGACACCGUCGAAUACACGUGAAAAUAACAUUUUUUACGCCAAUGAACUUUUGAUGGACCGUGCACAAAAGUUCAUAUUGAGAUUAAUCAUACUGAAACUUUUUUCAAUGAAAACUUUUCUACCGUGACAUUCAAGUGACUUGGACUGUACCAUUGAUUUCGAUUUAAAAGCUUUAUUUUGAGUUUCACCUUUUUUUUUCCCAGUGCAAUGUAAAUGUUUUCCCUGUCAACUCACCGAUGCAAAGUUAUUUGUCAACUUUUUCUUCCGAAUAAUGUGAUUAAUACAUUUUUUUCAGUUUGAACGAAACGCAUUUAUUGGAAAUCUUCAAUUCGUUUCCACUUGUCGCCAUAUUUUGAUUUACUCGCCACAAUCUUUUUUGAUUUUCAGAUUUCUUGAAGAUUUUUUCAACUGUUCGCGGGAAUAUUCUUUCUAUUGCAACGAUGUUUUUUACCUAUUCAUUUGGUUUUCAUUUGUGUUCGAAGUGUCGGUCAGCCAGAAGUAUGAUUAUAAACAAUCUGAAAAAAAUUCACAAAAAUUUUCCAAUUUUAAUUCAUUAGUAAUAGUUUUAUGAAGGAAUGAGUUGAAUCAAGCGACUAGAUAUAGGUUUUCUCAUUUACCAUCACUCCAUGAUAUUUCUAAAUAUCAUUAAUCGAAGCAGCUUUAUUGAAUUUGCCGUAUUUUAUAUUACUCAAAUCCUAGGUAAUUUUUCAUUUUCGCCUCGGCCGUUUCUUUUUGGACGGACUGACGUACUUAGAGGUUUAAUUUGUAUUAUUUUUCUUUACAUGUUUCUCAUGAUAUCAAAAUUUUCUUACAAAAUUUUGAUUAAUGCGCUUUCCAACACGAAUGAGACAGUGAUUAAAUUGAUUUUUAUUGUAAAACAAAAACGGAAAGACGGAAAAGCAUAAUAACACUGCCAGCGAAAAAUAACACAAUUGCGUAGAACGACGGUCGAGGACAAAUUUUUUCGAAAUAUUUGCCACGUGUAUGCCGACUCCGUAUUUAUAACACCCCGAAGGAUCGAGACUCAUUUUGCAAACUAUAAAAUUUGCAGUGAAAGGAUUUUCCUUUAUUUCUUAUGAAAAUGAAAGUUCUUGAGACCGGAAAUUUCUGUUUUUUUUUGUACGACUUUCUAUGCAAGAGAAUACUUGACGUUAGGAAAAAGUCUCCCGGAUAUGAUUUUCAUUCGAACGAGAAAAAACGAAUGGUGAUAAAUGUAGAGAUGAAACAGAGAUGAAUGUAAGUAGAAGUAGUGCAAACUCAAGACUUUCAUAUUGAGACAAAACAAAUUUAUGUUUCGUCGUCAUUUCUGAUUUUUUUUUUUUUUUCAAAUUAAUACACCCGAAGUACAUUUUGGACUCAAGUGUUAAGAAAUACUCGUUCGAACGGUAUCGAUUACUUUUGAUCCGAAUGAUAAAAUCCUAUUCGAAAUUGACGAAAAAAUUCUCUGAUUUUUUGUACUUCUUUAAGAAUGUUUGAUUAUAAGAAUUUUCUGAGCCUUCCGCGGCCUACAGGAAGCCUCUAGAAGAUAUGAGAAAGAGCGAAGGCAAACGCGAAAGAAGGAGAGCGAGGGUGAGUGGAGGGGGGGGGGGGGGAGCAAUCGAUAAUUUAGAUAGCGAGAAUAAUGCGUAAAUCGAGAAAAAAAUUCUUGCAAGAUUUUUUUUCACGAGAAUUAGUGGCAAUGGCAAUGACGCGUUUUUAAUCUAUAACCGCCUGUAAGCGAAUCAAACGGUUUGUAUAUAUUAUAUACAAUUUAUUAUAUUAGCCGACUUUAAGGAGCAACGUGUUGAGGAGACUAAAAAAAAAACAGAACAAAAAGUGUGAGUGUAAAAGAAACAAGAGAUACAAAUAUUUGUAAUGGUUAAAAGUGUAGAAAAGAGUGAAACUAAAAAACGAAAAAAACAAAAAACAAAAAAAAAACGCCGGUAACUUUCUGUGUUUGUACGAUGGAAUGGGUGUGCAUCAAUGGAGUUAGUACAACGGAAAAGAAUGAAAAAAAAAAAAUAAAAAUCAUAAAUAAAAUGUAACAAUUUUCCAGUUAUACAAAAUUGUAAACUCUUCGUGUACUAUGAAAACGAGAUGUGACGAAAAAUGCAAAGAAAAAAAAAGGAAAAAAAAACACAAAAGCGUUAACAACCUGUAUGAACGGGUCAAAAAAGAAAUGGCUUUUUUUGCUUUCAUCACAAGUGCAUAUGACGUGUCCUUCAUUUCGGUGCUUAUUGUCGCGAGUGAUUGGUAAGCGAAAGGUGAAAAGUGUAUGAAAAUUUAUAAAAUUCGACACACAUAUUCGUUCACGGAUGUCGUUAAUCUAAAUUCAUCGGUGUUGCCGACUGUUCCGGAUCGCGCGAGUGUGUGUGUGAGAGAGAACGAGAGAGAGAGAGAGAGAUCGAUGUGCGCAUACACACUUAUAAACACACAACCAAACGAAAGCGUGCACACGUACACACACAUAUAUUCGGUAAUGAAUAUCCUUAUGUGGAAUAAAAAAAACAAAAAACAAAAAAAAACAGUAAUUAAAUAAAUUGUAUGUGCAUUCGUUUCGAGCGAGAUGGUGAUGAAAAGUGAUGUAGAGAGACUUGUCCGGAUGUACGCUAGUGACAAAACAUAUUGUAUAAUCCGUCGUAUAUUUAUUUUCGUGCGAAAUCAACCGAUCUGAAAUGAGGGAAAAACCAAUAAUAGUUUAACGGAAAAAUGAGAAACACGAACGCCUUCGGAUUCAUGUCAAAGAAUACAUAAAGAAAAAGAAAAAAAGAUAGAUCGACGCAGCUCGAAUGAACGAGCGGUCGAUAAUGCCAUCUUUUAAUUGUGCUAUUUUUUUUACAUACUUUUAUUACCAUGCCCAGUAGAUUAUUACAUUAAUUAGUAAUUUCUUGACAUCUAAGCUGUUGUACAGAUUAAUUCGUGGUUACGAUUUCUUCAAUGUCGAUUGCACCGAUACAAAAACAACAGGUUCAUAAUGAAAAAUAAGAAAGGUUUUAACGACGUAAUCAGCACGCCAGAAAUCCACCGUCGACUGGCAAAUGAACUCCACUUAUCAUGGAACUGCGGUCGCUUAGUAGAUAAACAACAGCAUCUACGACCUCUUCGACCUCUGAAAUAUUAUGCAACAAUAUUAUACAACUAUUUAUAUGCGAAGAUAUACAUAGACUUUCUGUGGGAUAAUAUGGAGAUUAUAUAUUCAUAUACUGUCCGAAAAACAUGUACAUUGAAAACUCGUUAACAACGCAUCGUUGUAAAGUAAUGAGAGAAUAUAUUUUCGCAUAUAAAAUUCAUAAGCUUUGUUCGUAUGAAAAAAAUGACUCGGAGAUCAACAGUUUACGAUACUUUGCCAAAAGUCCGUGCACUAUUUUUCCAUAUUAUCUCAUUUUAUUAAGAUUUCAUAAGUUCAGUUUUUAUUAAGAUUUUUGACGGGUGAUAAAAACGUGAAAAGCGUCAUGGUUUUUCUGUCAUGUCAGUUCAUCAAACGAUUGCGUUGUUUACGACUUUGGCCAAAUACUGAAAUACCCAUUGUGAGUGUAAAAUAACAGAGGAAUAACGGUAAAUAGAAAUUUUUUAAUCGGUU